CUGUCGCAUGACCCAUACUAUCGACGCGACUAGACUGUAUAUGUAUGUAUGAAUCAAUAAGGAUUUUGGAAUUUGGCCCCAGUUUCAAGUCGGAGAUCAUUUAGAGUCUACUGCGACAAAAUUUGAGUUUUAGUCGAAAAAUUAAGGAAGACACAAGGAGUCAUUUACGUUUGCAUUUCUUGAACGCUUUGGCUUAAUUUUCGCUCAAGCAGGAAAAGAGAAUCGGACAUUUGUAGAUGGAGUCGACGAGCACUGACUGAGCUUAGCUUGCGCUGUAUGCUGCCUGAGUUGGGCGAGCGAUCCGCUAGCUGCCAGGUUCCGUACGCUUGGAUGUGUCUCCCAACGACAUUUUGCUGACCCAACUGUUCAAAUUCAGAGUAGUAGAGGCGCCGGUUACCUGGGACGAAGUUCGUGCAGGCUCCACACAUCCACUCCACUUCACUUCCGCUACACUACGCUCCACCUACCUGAACUUCGGGAUGGUGAACUUGAUUGGAUAUUCCUAGUGACAAAGCAUACACAGCAUUGAUAAGGAAAAAAAAGAUGGGGGAAAGUCAAGGAGCAGCAGUUGUGAACGAGACUGACUUGCGUCAAAUAUUGGGUCACUUCUCUAAGACUCAAUACAGAGCUCGUGAUGGCAGUAGCAAAGUUGAAGGAUUUGAGAGGAAAUGUUUGGCUUUAUUUGCAAAGGAUUACAAAUACUCAGUAAUCCUGAAUUCCAAUGGGGAGUUAUGUGGUCACUACCCAGGCAAACUAGUUGUACUAGAGUAUAUGCUUGGAACAGAUGGGCUGCUGGGAGAAAGAGACCAUGUGGAGAGUAUGUAUGAUGUUACCAAGCUGAGAGAGAUGAUGUGCCGCUCAAGAUUUGCAAGGUGUAGGGAAAGAUUUGUCAUGCCAGUUAUCCUUUGUGAUGGCAAGCAUAUUUGCAGAUCAGCCACUCUCUCUGGAGGGCCUGAAAUAUAUGGACGUUCAGGAUUCAAUUACUUUUUCUCAGGAGGUGAAAGUGCAGAACCAGAGGAUGAAGAAACUUUUACCAAUCUGAGUAGGAGUCCAUCUACAAGUAGCAAUGAUUGGCCAUUGUUUGACCGGUACAGAGGUCAAGAUAUCAAGUUGUUGAAGAUGCUGUCUGUGACAACUGUAUGUGACCUCAUGCUGGAGAAUAAGAAAGUUAAGUUUGGAGUCAAUGUAACAUCAUCAGAGAAAGUUGACAAGGAGCAUCGGUACUCUGAUUUCUGCUUGCUUUCGUUGCCAUAUCCUGGAUGUGAAUUCUUCAAAGAUUUCAGAGAUAAUGGCUUCAAUGGUGUUAAUCUCUUCUUUGACUGGUCCCAGGACUUUGUAGAUGCUGAUCUGAGUAUUCCAGACAGAGUAGCCACUGCAACUGGCAUUGAUUGGCAUGUUUACAGGUCAUGGGAUCUGGUAAGGAUAACGCAAAACUAUUUGAAGCUACUCCUGUUCCUCAUCAAAGAUGGAGAUUCUGGUGUGUUAGUUCACUGUAUAUCAGGCUGGGAUCGCACACCUCUUUUCAUCUCUCUUCUCAGGCUUUCUCUUUGGGCAGAUUGCAAAGCCCAUGCAAAUCUCAGUGCAGCUGAAAUACUCUAUCUCACAAUAGCAUAUGAUUGGCUGUUAUUUGGGCACAAUCUAUGUGACAGAUUAGGGAAGGGAGAGGAUGUUUUCUUCUUCUGUUUCAACUUUCUGAAACAUAUCACAUCUGAUGAUUUCUCAUUAAUCCAAAGAAGUAGACGACACAGAGCAUCAAGUAGAGCAGACUCAGAAUCAUGUCUUGAACCUAUGGUGUUAUUAGAUCUAGAAGAAAGCAGAAAACACAAAUUAGGCAGUAACUCCAGUCUUAGUAGUAACAUCAGUAUUACAAGUAUCAGUAGUACGAGUUCACCUAUCUUAACAUCUGUUCAAGACUCAAGCAGUAAAGAAGAGACAAGAAAUGGGGAUAUUCAUCAAACAUCAAUUGGUGCUGUCAGAUAUAAUGUACCAAAGUCAUCAAUCCACCGGCCUGAGAGCACUAAGCAAACAAUCAUCCAAUCAGCAACUAGUCCUGUAGCAGUACCCAGGUCAUGUCGAAGGUCAUCGGCUGAUAUGGCAAAGUCAACAUCAUCAGCAUGUGGAAGUUGGCAGAUAAUAUCAGGUACAGGGAGUGUAAAGGGGUACUUCUCCGCCCGAGACUCUCCUCUCACUAUCAAUUCAGACAUCUCAAGUGGAUCAUGUAGCUCAGCUAACAGCAACCCACCAAUACCUGAACACAUUCCUGAGGACAGCUUAAGAAAACAGAGACUAGACCAAGUCCGUAUGGAGUUCAAUAAGAUAUACUCAUCAGUGAUUGGACCAAGGUAUGCAAUGGAACCCAGCACUGGUUUAGGGAGUGUGAUAGGAAGCCUUGUUACCAAAGUAGGACUCAAAGGUGGAAGGGGACAAUAUGUAUAACACAUGACCUUUCACAUAUGACUUUAUCUUUGUGAUGCUCUAAUUCUUCAUGUUUCAGAUGUGCCUGUUAGGAGUGCAGAUGGCAUGUAAAGCACAUGGCAUGUUGCAUAUCACUCUGAUGUCUGUUUGUACAUGGAAUUUUACCUUUCACAAAGUCUUCACACUUAGGAGGCUGUGGUUGAAAUGAAAGAUGGAAGCCCAAGAUCUCUCACUUAUCACAAUACUUGUUCAGAAGUAGAAAGUCUUUGGGAGGUGGAAGACUGAAUACAUCGCCCAGGCUUAUUACAGAUGGCUUGAUCCAAGUCAUCUGUGACUCCUCAAGUAUGAGAAUUUUUAAUUAAUUUGCAGCCCAAGUUCUCAAUUUCAAGCUCCAGUAGAAUGAUAUAAAGGUGUAAGUUUGAUUUUGAUAGCUUCCAUAUUUUUCUAGAUCAUUUAUGCAUAGAAUCUGAUAAAAAUACAAUGUUUUUCUGGUAGAUUUUAUAAAUUUGGGAUGAGUACUCUGCUGAAGUGAAUACCGGUAUAACAAAAAUAGUUCGAAUGAUUUGUAUGUUAUUUCCCCCAACACCAAACCUUCAGGAUUGGGAAAUGUAAUUUCUUUUUUUUUUUGCAUUUCUAUGGUUACAUCCUGAAGACUCAUCAUAUUGGCAAGUGCUAUCAUUGAUGUGAUCUAUUAAGUUUUUCUAAAUCACAGCUGAUGGUAGAGCUAUAGGAUAUAUUAUACAAAUAAUUAAUGUUUAUGAGUGCAAUGGACAGAAUACUUCAUGAGGUGAAAGAUAAAAUGAUCCAUUCAACGAGGC
Molecule: messenger RNA, 3233 nt
Organism: Lytechinus variegatus (green sea urchin)
Lineage: Eukaryota; Metazoa; Echinodermata; Echinoidea; Temnopleuroida; Toxopneustidae
Product: myotubularin-related protein 14-like
Exons: 22
Coding region: 544-2436 (630 amino acids)
Biological process (GO): dephosphorylation
Molecular function (GO): phosphatidylinositol-3-phosphate phosphatase activity
Source: RefSeq, a predicted model, not a curated record